Messenger RNA from Penaeus vannamei (Pacific white shrimp), 289 nucleotides. NCBI's taxonomy places the organism in Eukaryota, Metazoa, Arthropoda, Malacostraca, Decapoda, Penaeidae. The record is from RefSeq and is a predicted model, not a curated record.
GCUGCCUGCCCUCCUCGUCACUGACACCGAGAACCUCCGACACGCCCCCUCGCCGCCUUGCCAGGACCCCGAAUGCCCUCUUGAAGACUGGCUGACGGAGGAGAGACACGCCUUCCUCGUCAGCACCGUCAAGGCCCUCGUCAGUACCCUCUUGAAACGUCAGGCCCAUCAGCUGUCAGGUGGGGAGGUGGACCUGUGUUUGGACAAGCAUAGAAAACGGGAUGUGCUAGGUGUCACUUCGGUAUAUAAGGGUUGGUGGUGUGGGUGUUGUGUGGGCUGGUGUGUGUGA